AACCUCCCAAAUGCCCAGCACCCAAAAUUGCCCUCCCUCAGCGAUGAAAUUUUUCUUUCCGAAGAGGCAAGCGUCUCCCCUUGCAAACCCCUCGGAGACCACCCUCGCGAUCCAGCCGUCAGCCAGUCGACCCGUCUUCGCAAGACAUUGGCGACAGCAUCUCCAGCUACGUCUACUGACUCCAUCUCUGCCCCCCGAUCCGCAACAGCCACCCGGCCUCCCACCGAGCGACUGUUCGACUGUUCGGCCUGUCAUUCCCGCCUACGCGCGACCCUUCCCUCUCCCACACCGCACCCUGCACCGCACCGCUGCGCAUCCUCUCCCAACACCGCAAUCAUGCCGCCCAAGAAGAAGGAGCAACAGAAGAUGUCCCUCGGGGCCUUCUUGAGUGAAGAGAAGUACGGUGGAUCCUGGGCUGAUGAGGUCGAGGACGUUGUCGGCUCCCAACCUCUGCCUCCCCCGACCGUCGAACGCAAGGGUGGCUUUUCCAGCUAUUCUGGUGGCUAUGGCUCUGGUAGCAACGAUCGAGGCUACCCUCCCCGUGACUCCUUCCCGACUCAACUGCCUACCAAGCCACCUUAUACCGCUCAUCUUGGCAACCUCUCUUACGAAGCAACCAGCGAGAGUGUAACUGAUUUCUUCAGCGACUGCGAAAUCACCAGCGUUCGCAUCAUCGAAGACCGAAUCGAACAACGUCCUAAAGGAUUCGCUUACGCUGAAUUUGCUACUGUUGAUGGACUCAAAAAAGCUCUAACUCUUGAUGGAUCCAGCUUCCAGGGCCGGACUAUCAAGGUCAGGAUCGCAGAUCCUCCUAAGGAGCGUGAGAACCGUGGCGACUCCGCUCGUGACUUGCCUAGCUGGGAACGUAAAGGGCCCCUAGCCGACGACCCUUCUCGGAGCAGCAGUCGACGCCCUAACGAUUUUGGUGACCGUGGUGACCGCGGUGAUCGUCGGACCCCCAGUUUCCGUGAGGGCCCGGCAGACGAUGGAAAGUUACGAGACUUUGGCAAUUGGGAGCGAAAGGGUCCUCUAUCUCCUCUUCCACAGCCCGAACGCUCAAUGUCGCGCACUGAUAGCCGUCCCCGGAAUGAAGCCGGUCGCGGAGAAUCUUUCCGACAGGAUCGCAAAUCUUCAUCUGCGACUUGGGGUGAGGGACGCCAGGAAGGCUCACGACCUCCUAGAGAAUUCAAAGACCGGCCCGAGCGCCCAGAACGGGCUCCCACUGCUGCGGAGCUUGACAACCAAUGGCGUAGCAACAUGCGUGCUCCUGUUCAAUCCCCAGAACAAUCACGUGAAGGUAGCGAAGCGCCACCUUCUCCAGCUGCCCCAGCUCCGGCUACCAUGGCCACCGGCGGCCGCCCUAGACUUCAACUGGCGAAGAGGACAGUUUCAGAAGCGCCAGAUGUUACAUCACCAAGCGCAGGCGGAGAUGCGAAAGCGAGCCCCUUCGGUGCUGCCCGUCCUAUUGAUACGGCAGCAAAGGAGCGUGAGAUUGCAGAUAAGCGUGAUCAAGCUCUGAAAGAAAAGAAAGAAGCCGAGGAGAAGGCAAAGGAAGAGCGUCGGUUAGCCAAGGAAGCUGCUGCGAAGGAGGCUGAGGAGAAGGCGGCCGCUGAAGCUGAAGCUGAGGCUGAGGCGGCUCAGGCGGAGACAACGGAGGAGAAAACUGAAGCUCCUGUAGAAUCUAAGGAACCAGCAGCAGAGACUGCCCAGGACGGUGCCUCGGGUGAUCAGAAGUUGCCCUCUCGACCUAAAGAGAUCCAGCAGAACCCUAAGUCGCGGGCAACAGAAAGUGGCAAUUGGAGGACAGCAUCAGGAGAGCAACGACAAGGCCGUGGUGGUUACGUUAAUGCACCACGUGGUCGCGGAGAUGCUCGAGGACGUGGUGCGCCUCGUGGCCCUCGGGGCAGUUAUGAAGGCAGAGGCCCUCGUGUAAAUGGAAACCCACCCCCUACUCCUACUACACAGCAGGCUCCGCAACCCGCUUCUACUACUACCGAAGCUGAGGCGGCCCCUACCCAAGAUCCUGAUGGAUGGACCACUGUACCGUCUAAAGGUCGUCGUCAGCGUGUCUGAAGCAAGAUAAUGGACGGUCUAUAAUAAAAGAUUUUCACAACCUGGGUGUUCACCUACUUGGCGUUUUGAUUGGCCUUACCAACGCAGGCAGUUUCUCUGAUUUUAAUUUACAACCUCGUACGCAGAGGGCCUUUUCUUAAGCCUAGGUAUCUCUUGUGCUUCGGAUCUCGGUGACGUGCUGGAAAAUUAACAGCUUCUACUGGAUACCCCGCCUCUUUCGGCUCAUCCUGCGGUCGAUAUGUUCCAGCUUAUUCGACCCCUCCUUCCUCCCCCCUUUUUUUUCCUCUCCCUCCUUAUCCUUUUUCGACUAUUCUGGCACACACACAUCUGGCAUAGAAUUUCGCUCGAUACAACACACACACGCACACACAACGCAAGAGGCCUUUAAUCAGAUGAAAGUCAAGCGGAUUUACAUUUUGUCGAAGUUAAGUAGAAAAAGGUACAAAG
This is a messenger RNA of Xylaria bambusicola, 2520 nucleotides long. RefSeq lists its product as uncharacterized. The coding region runs from base 337 to 2073 and encodes 578 amino acids. The record is from RefSeq and is a predicted model, not a curated record. Gene Ontology annotation, molecular function: RNA binding. The transcript has 6 exons. NCBI's taxonomy places the organism in Eukaryota, Fungi, Ascomycota, Sordariomycetes, Xylariales, Xylariaceae.